Pygocentrus nattereri (red-bellied piranha) is the source of this 1387-nucleotide messenger RNA. RefSeq names its product interferon-induced protein 44-like. The coding region runs from base 109 to 1032 and encodes 307 amino acids. Lineage: Eukaryota; Metazoa; Chordata; Actinopteri; Characiformes; Serrasalmidae. The record is from RefSeq and is a predicted model, not a curated record. The transcript is spliced from 8 exons.
CAUAAAAGCUGCUCACCAGAGACGAACUGCAGCAGAGCUGUAGCAUCUUCAUCAUUAUUACUGAGGCUUCUGGAAACAGCUAAUAUUCCUGUCUACUGAGAGAGAAAGAUGGGAGGAAAACACUCAGAACCAAAGCCACCUCCUUCUGCUCCUGCUCCUUUGCCAGAACUAAAUACUCACUGGAGGCCAGUAAACUGGAGGGAAAAAGAGGAGAUAUUGAAAGAAGUGAGAGAUUUAAAGACAAAGGUAGAGCCCCUUAGGAUACUACUGCAUGGACCAGCUGGGGCCGGGAAGUCAUGCUUCAUAAACUCAGUUCAGAGGGCCCUUUUAGGCCGUAAUGUCAUUAGUGCUCUGGAAAACUCAGCAGACGUUGGACAAAGCUUCACUCUUUCUAUCAAAACCCACAAGAUGAAGAAGCAUGGAGGUGGACACUAUCCUUUUGUUUUCAGUGACAUCAUGGGACUUGAAGCGGAGAAUGGAGGCAUACAAAUUGAGGACAUCUCCAAAGUUUUAUCAGGACAUAUUCUAGAUGGCUACACAUUUAAUCCCCGGGGGACUAUAACUGACACUGACUUAAAGUACAAGAAGUGCCCAAAGAUAUGUGAUGAAGUCCACUGUCUGGUGAGCAUUCUUUCUGCUGAUGCCAUCACAAGACUGCAUGAGAGUGUGAUAGAGAAAAUGAGGACAAUUCGACAAAAAGCUGUUGAAAUGAAGAUACCACAUGUCAUUGUGUUGACAAAAGUGGAUAAAGCAUGUGAGAUUGUCAACAAAGACUUGAAAAAACUUUACUACAGCAGAAAAAUCAAACAGAAGGUGGAGGAGAGCAGUCAUAAACUUGGCAUCCCCUUGAACAACAUCUACCCUGUGAAGAAUUAUCAUGCGGAGAUCACUGGAGAUACAAAUGUGGAUGUUGUCAUCCUCAUGGCACUGAGGGACAUUGUCAACUUUGCCAAUGACUAUGUGGAGGAUGUCUAUGAAUCUAAAGUAGAGCAAGGCACCUGUAGAUUGAAGGAGAAUUACAGGGAUUUUUAAAAGAUGUCUACUUUUCUUUACCAUUUAUUUUAUUUUUAUUGUACCAUUAUGAGCACGCAUAAAAAACAAAAAAAUCACUGGUCACUUGAACUGCAAAUAAAUAGCGAUGUUUGCACAACCUCUUAUUCCUAUCAACACCACUGUAAAGAAAUUUGAGUCUGUAAGUUUCUUGAUAACACUCCUUUGUCAUGAAUAGAGAGACAUAAAUUAAGCAUUCAAAUCAUCAGUAGAAUUGUAGGCUGCUUUUGUUUCUGACUUACUUUUACCCUAGAGUACUCUAAUACUUGGUAAAAGUAUCUUUGUUUUGUAGCCUUCUUACUAGGUUCAAUUGUAAUAAAUUAUAAUUUUUUUUUUA